GGCGACCCUGAGCCGGGUGGACAGCGCUCGGAGUCGGCUGAGGAAGCUCAACUGGGAGCGCAUCCCCAAGGAGAAGGUCGAGGGGAGGAAGAGCGUGUGGAGCGGGGCGGCCCCCGGCGAGGAUGAGUUCCCUAUAGACCUCAGCUCUCUGGAUGAGCUGUUCGGGCAGAAGGAAAGCAAACCGAGGGACAGAACCAGCACCCUGAGGCGGCGGUCAGCGUUGAUGCGCUGUAGAUCCCCACAGGACCCUCCAGAGCAGAUUACUCUGUUGGACUCUAAACGCAGUAUGAACAUUGGAAUUUUUCUACGCCAGUUCAAGAUGCCUGCUAAAGAUAUAAUUAAAGACAUCAAGCAGGGUUCUGGAGACCACUAUGGAGCUGAAAAGCUUACCGAGCUCUGCAAGCUGCUGCCUGACAGUGAGGAGGAGGCUCGGCUGAGGAGGUUCAGUGGGGAGCGGAGCUUCCUCGGAGAGCCAGAUCUUUUUAUGCUGCUUUUAGUUGAGGUACCAAGUUUUCGGCUUCGUCUCGACGCCAUGAUCCUACGGCAGGAGUUUGACCCAGCUGUGACCUCUCUGUGUGUGGCAGCCAGAUGUCUCAGGGAGGCGGCGAGAGAACUACUGAGCUGUCCUGAAUUACACUCCAUCCUCCGUUUGGUGCUGAAAGCCGGGAACUAUAUGAAUGCUGGUGGAUACGCUGGGAAUGCUGCUGGAUUUCGAAUUUCAUCGCUUCUCAAACUGGCUGACACCAAAGCCAACAAGCCCGGCAUGAAUUUGCUGCAUUUUGUUGCCAUGGAAGCUGUGAAAAAAGACCAGAGUUUACUUUCAUUUCCCAGCCAACUAGGACAUGUCGGCUCUGCCUCCAGGUUGAGUGAAGAAGGUGUUCUGGACGACUUAUCAAAGCUAAGGAGCAGGGUGGCCACUCUCAGGGAAAAUGUGCAAACUGAGGCUGAAAUUCUGCAGCAGACCCAGUCUUUUCUGGAGAUGGCAGAAGAGCGUCUGAAGGAGGCAGACGAUGAAAUAGAAGGUAUGAGGAUGUCAAGUCAAGCUCUGGUGGAGUUCUUCUGCGAGGACGACAGCACUUUCAAACUAGAAGAGACCUGCAAAGUCUUCCAUUUGUUUUGCCAUCGUUUCCAAAGAGCCGUCAAGGAAAAUGAGGAGCGGGAGCUGAAAGAGCAGAAACGUCUGGAACGCCAGCGAGAGAUGUUGGAAAAGCGCCGCUCUCUGGCUGUGUGUACCGGACUCGACCUUAACCUGAGUCUUGCCAGAGAUCCUCCUCUCCAGGAGAACCAAGACGAGCUGGAGAAACUUUUAGAAAAGAACCUGAGUUACUCUUGGAGCCGUAGAAGUCUUAGAAGUUCCGAUUCCCGUAGAUACGCACACCACCUCCACAGCGCAGCCAUGCUCAAGAGCUUCCCCGUGUUGGGGAGCAGCCCGUCGUCGAGCAGCUAUCACUCCAACAGCUCCUCUGACCACGAGACCAGCGCCAUACUCUGCAGCUCGCCAGAGACCGACGGCACCUGCUCGCCCAUUGAAUCAGAUCCUCUCGUAGAAAAGGAGAGCAGAGGAACUAAUCGACAUCCUGUGGUAACGUUUAGUCCUCCUGAACACAAAGGUGGCUUCACAGUGAAGCAGCAUGCGCCUGAGAGCAUUUCUUAUGUGAUGGAAGGACAACGUAAGGCAACAGGACCUGAGAAAGAUCCACACUUUUCUGCUUUGAACGAUUCCAGCACACACUCUACUGUUUUAAACACUAGCCUACCAGCCCAGUGUGGUAAAAACCAGGCUUCUGCUUACAAGCAAAGGUUUGGCGUGACAGAAACGGACACAAAUUUUCCUACUGAGGGUGAAAGCGAAGCUUCUUGCAUCAGUGAUGCUGUGCAGCAGUCCAGUCAGAAUGUGCCUUCAGAAUGUGACACUGGGACUUUAAAACAUCUGAGAGAUGAUCCCAAACCACAGUCAUCUCAAGAAAAAAUACAACCACAGAAAACGGACAUUCCACUUCCUGAUGCAGCUUUAACUACAGAAGUGAGUUUUAUGCCUCUGGAGGAGAACUGGAUGCCCCCCAGUCUCCCGGAUUUCGGUCAACCACAGCCAGAGGAGGCUUUGGACUCGUCUCAGGCUGAGAAGGAGAUGGCAAAGUCUUACUCGCGUGUCGGGGAAACGCUGGAGUGCCACGCUUUGGUGAAGGGCCUCCGAUCCUACGAAGCCAUGUCACCCCCGACCUCUCCUCUCCCACGACCCACACCGAGCCUCUGCUCCAAGUGGAAGAAGGAGAGGGAGGUUGACCUCCGAGAGGGGGCGACUCCAGGUUCAAAGGAGGAGACCAGAACCAUGAAGGUCUCUUUCCGCAGCGGAAUAGGGGUCAAGAGGGGUCUUGUGGCGCGCAGAGCCUCCUCUAAUGGCUCGGGCUUUCCCACCAUGCGCUCCAAAACUGAGCCUUCAAGUGAGGCCUCAGUUCCUUCAAACACGCCCACUUCUACAAGGCUAUCAAUUCAGCGCAGCACGUCGGUGCGAUCACCUCCCGCAGCUCGGCCAACUCUCCUCCAGGCAGAAGUGAGGAGAAGUAGCAGCACGCGAGAGAGAGCAGGAAAUGAACCACAGACUCCCGGCAGAACCCCCCUGAACCAAAAGGCUUCAGACAGAGCCGUGUCAGACCAGCAAGCUCCUAGCAGCCAGCCCGCCUUCGUUCGAGGCGCUCCAAUGCGUGUGUCCAAACGUCUCGCCCCCAAGACGGAGACCCGGAUUCCCUCCCAGCCGCGCACGGUCAACAGCCCGUCAUCGGCCUCAGCGAAGACCAUACGAACGACUGUCAUUUCAGCUGCCCGCAAUAAAACUGCCAAAUCCACAAGCGUCUCUCCUGCUGGCUCCAAGAACCCAACAGCUACACGGAUACCUGGUCCCAAAAUGUCUCGAGCUGCUGCUGCUGCUCAGCCCCUGUGGAGGUGAUACAAAGUCUUCCCGGUGAAGUUUGCUCAGAUUCUUACAUGUGGUUUUUAAGCCUUGUCUCGGCUUAAGUGAACCGUUUUUUUUUUUGUAGUUUUGAGUACUUGAGGUUUAAACAUAUCUUAUGAAAAGCUGCACUGAGAGCACUGGGAGUAAUUAACAUCAACCUUAUGUGUUACAACGUAGUGGAAUCCUAUACAGUCUACCUCUUUUUUUUCCACUGGUUUCUGUCCUUUUGCAGGCAACGGGGCAACAAAAGAUGUCUUACUGGACCGGUUGACAUGUAGAUGAGCUAAAAUGCUUACUUCACCGUCUUUAAAUUCAACCACUCUUAAAUAUCUUUAGUCUGGAAGAAAAGUCUUUUUAGGAAGUAUCCCAAAUGUUUGCAAACACUGUGGCCUUUCCCUGGAGCGAUCAAUGUUGUCAAACGAAGCGCGGUACAAUAUUUAAUUCUUUGUUCUCUUAAGGGAAAGGCCUCAUCUUAAUGAAGCACUUUAAAAAUUCAGAGGGUGGCUAUAAGCGAUGGCCGUUGUUGACUUUUUACAUUUUUUUAAUGAAUAUCUUUUAACUUUAUUGAAUAGUAUGAUUUCACUGUAUUGUUUGGAGCUUUUGUAAACAAGAAAGGAAGAAUAAAAUUGUGAAAAGAAGUGUCACUUUGACU
Oryzias melastigma (Indian medaka) is the source of this 3602-nucleotide messenger RNA. It is a transcript of the gene fhdc2, whose product is annotated as FH2 domain containing 2. NCBI's taxonomy places the organism in Eukaryota, Metazoa, Chordata, Actinopteri, Beloniformes, Adrianichthyidae. The transcript is spliced from 11 exons. The record is from RefSeq and is a predicted model, not a curated record. The coding region runs from base 224 to 2944 and encodes 906 amino acids.